Molecule: messenger RNA, 2503 nt
Organism: Rhinolophus ferrumequinum (greater horseshoe bat)
Lineage: Eukaryota; Metazoa; Chordata; Mammalia; Chiroptera; Rhinolophidae
Gene: IGLON5
Product: IgLON family member 5
Exons: 8
Coding region: 28-1095 (355 amino acids)
Cellular component (GO): neuron projection
Source: RefSeq, a predicted model, not a curated record
CUCCCCCUUCGCGCCGCCGCUGCCGCGAUGCCCCCCCCUGCGCCCGGGGCCCGGCUCCGGCUCCUCGCCGCCGCCGCCCUGGCCGGCCUGGCCGUCAUCAGCCGAGGGCUGCUGUCCCAGAGCCUGGAGUUCAGCUCUCCUGCUGACAACUACACGGUGUGCGAAGGCGACAACGCCACCCUCAGCUGCUUCAUCGACGAGCAUGUGACCCGAGUGGCCUGGCUGAACCGCUCCAACAUCCUGUACGCGGGCAAUGACCGCUGGACCAGUGACCCACGGGUGCGUCUGCUCAUCAACACGCCCGAGGAGUUCUCCAUCCUCAUCACCCAGGUGGGGCUGGGUGAUGAAGGCCUCUACACCUGCUCCUUCCAGACCCGCCACCAGCCGUACACCACUCAGGUCUACCUCAUUGUGCACGUCCCUGCCCGCAUCGUGAACAUCUCCUCACCUGUGACAGUGAAUGAGGGGGGCAAUGUAAACCUGCUUUGCCUGGCUGUGGGGCGGCCAGAGCCCACGGUCACCUGGAGGCAGCUCCGAGAUGGCUUCACCUCAGAGGGCGAGAUCCUUGAGAUUUCCGACAUCCAGCGGGGCCAGGCUGGGGAAUAUGAGUGCGUGACUCACAACGGGGUCAACUCGGCGCCCGACAGCCGUCGCGUGCUGGUCACAGUCAACUACCCUCCGACCAUCACGGACGUGACCAGCGCCCGCACAGCCCUGGGCCGGGCCGCCCUCCUGCGCUGUGAAGCUAUGGCGGUGCCCCCCGCGGACUUCCAGUGGUACAAGGAUGACAGACUGCUGAGCAGCGGCACGGCGGAGGGCCUGAAGGUGCAGACCGAGCGCACACGCUCUAUGCUUCUCUUCGCCAACGUGAGCACCCGGCAUUACGGCAACUACACGUGUCGCGCCGCCAACCGGCUCGGAGCGUCCAGCGCCUCCAUGCGGCUCCUGCGUGCGUCUGAGCGCCGGCCCAGGGUCCCUGGAGAACUCAGCGCCGAGGCCCCCAGGGCCCCUAACCCUCCUCUCUGCCCUCGGCUGGCUGUGGUGGAGGAUGUAGGAAGAACCCAGUGCAGCUCGCCUCCCCCUGUGGGGGCCUGAGGCUGAAAUCAAGAGAAAAAGGGGGAGCAAGCGGCAUGGGUCUCGAAGGGGUGGAAGAGCUCUCAGACACCGAGGAAGAAGAGAGGAGGAGAAAGAAGAGGAGGGAAAAAGAUCUUUAGAGAACCCAUCACUGUGAGGGAUAACGCAAAAUUAUGCAUCUUUCUACAGCCAUUCUCGCCACCGUUCACAUUUCCGAUUGUGACCCACCCUCCCCACCCCAUCCCUGCCACCCCACACCCCUCUCUUAGCUCAGGCUGUCAACUGGAUCGCAUGUGUAUAGUGAGUGUGUGCGUGUGAGCCUGCACGUGUGUGUAUGUGUGUGGGGGGUGGUUGGGUGGGGUAGGGAAGGAAGUUUGGUAAUCUUCCUUCCUCUACACCCCCACGUCCAUUGCCCCCAACUCUGCUGCCUCUCCCCUCGGGCUGGAGGUAGGUAGUGGGGCUUUGUGGUAGAAGAUGUGAGGGGAAGUUUUCCAAGCUCCCUGCUUUCCCAAUAUAUGCACGCACACUGCCCCCUCCCUUCCCUGCUGAGAGGGUGUCUCCUGGGCUGGUUGGGAGUGGGGAGGAGUGUCGCACUCUCCUGCAAGCUGUCAUUCAGCCUUUGUGAGCAGGUGGGGAAUCUAUCUGGGCUCUGGGCCCCCCUGCUGUCAGCCACCAACUGCCUGUAGCCAGAGGCCCCAUCACUGGCUCAGUGGCCUGAGACCUUCCCACUUUCCCUGUCCCCACUUCCCCAACCCUGGACUUUCUGGCCCUGUCCUGGGCCAAUCGGUGCUUCCAUCCCACUGUCAGGCUGGUGCCUGUGGUCACCUGUCUGUCUCAGUGCUUUGCCCUAUCCCACCUCCACUCCCUUCAGCCACCUGCAGCACCAACCAGCUGCCCUCAGCGCCCCUGCAGCCAGCUCACACCUGUGGGCUUGCUGGUCUACUACUCCCUGGCCUCUCACCAACUGUACCUCCCAAAGACUGACCUGACUGCCCUCACACACACUCAGACAGACACACACACACACACACACACACACACCAGCGACUGACCAGCAAUAGCCCCCUGGCUCCAGCUGUCCUGUAGCCAGUGACCAGCUGUCAUUCCCCCAAGGGUGGGCAACUGUUGUUAGGAGGGGACACGGAGAGCCUCAGCCCUGAUUGUAGGAAUACCCCACCCUGGCACACCACAUCACGCAAAGUGGAGGGGAGGCCUCACACAGACAUCCCGAGCCCAGACCAAGAUGCCAAGUCAUCAGCUCCAACUCCCUGGAGACCCUCUAUAAAUACCCACCCCAAACCACACCACCCAGAGCUUGGGAGGCGGGGGGAAGAGGGCAGAGCAGAGGCGGAGGGCAAGGGGCAGUGACUGUACCUCAGACAGGGGCGUGGGCCCCAUCCCACAUUGUCUUCCAUUCCCAGGGUCCAGG